This is a messenger RNA of Pelobates cultripes (western spadefoot toad), 7467 nucleotides long. NCBI's taxonomy places the organism in Eukaryota, Metazoa, Chordata, Amphibia, Anura, Pelobatidae. The record is from the annotation of a GenBank genome assembly.
CUUAUCCAAAGUAUGGACUCCCAGAUCUCAUUCUCUUGUUCAACUUAGACCCCUCCUUCAAAAACUAAAAAAAGCUUUAUGCAAGCAGAUUUAUGGAGUAUAAAUACUGGGGUGGGGGGUCUGGCUAGAUACCAAGCAUCUUUCUCAGUGGCUCUGUCACAGCAAUUCCGUAAGUAAUACCUUUAUCUGCUCUUUAUUGGUCUUUUAGGACAGGGGUGACUAAAACUUGGCCCUCUAAACCUUGUUGGGCUACACUUCCCAUAAUCCUUUGCUACAUCUGGGGUAUCCAAACUAGGAUGGCAUGUAUGUGCCAAGUGAACAGGGUCCUGAUAGCUUUGUAAAAACAUUUGCAGCUUCAUGAAGUUUAUGGCGAGAUUAGAAAAUACGUUGGAUAAAAUUUCUAUUUCAAAUUCAUAUCUAUUCUUUCACAUUACCCCACUCCCACUUUCUUUCCCACUCUCCCUCUAGAUCCUUUCCUUUCAAUCUCUAUCAAUCUCUAUCUCAUCUCUCUCUUCAGAACAUUGCUAAUUGAUGCAUUGAUUUAAAAUAGUGCUUCUAUUUUCCCUUUGAAAAUGAACAGGAUAAUUAGAUAGAGAACUAGUGACACCCAUUGGAAUAAUGCGGCUAUGCACCCUCUUCUAUUUUUAAUUACUUGUGCAGCAAUAGACAUUUUCCUUUCUUGUUACAUUCACAUAGAUUCACUGCAUGGGCCUUGUGUUUAUUAUGACUAAUAAAUGACCUUGACUGAUGGAUAUAAAGUUAUAUUGUGCAUAUUAUUAGUGGUUAUGUAUAAAGAUCAAUUUCAAGGGCAGCACUCUACAAGCUCAGUGCUAAGCUUGAAUAUGCCAUUAAAUUCCAUGUGAUUACUUCACUUUUAGAACUCUGCCCCAGAAAUGCUUCUUUUACAUAGUCUAAUUAUGUAUGGAGACUGUAAUAGUAAAGUGAUUGUGUGGAAGAGGAGUAGAUAUGUGAAAGAUUGACUAAGAGGUGUGAAAUGUCAGUUUUUAUGACCUAGUUCUCAUGCUGAUUGGAAUGCUCUAAAAUAGCAUGUAGGUUUUCAAUUCUUAUUCAUUUCAUCCCUCAGAGCUCGAAAGCACUCCAUCAGUACACAAAAUUGGGCCUCUCUGUUAUGACAGUGCGUCCCCAAUGUUUGGAAGAGGCUCAAGAUAUUGAUCAGACCUCAGGCAACUGCUCAUAAUAAACUGGUUAGUGUAGCAGCACUUCCUUGAAUCUGAUAAAUCAGUUCAAGAAUGUGUCACAGAGGUCAUUUAAAACCGAAGAAUAGCUUAUAUUGUGCCUUAUAUCGGCCUUCCAAGAUUGCAGUAUCACACCAGGAAGUGCCUCUAGUAACUGCCUGAGUGACACUAUUCGAUAUGGCCGUGGGAACAAAUGUUAAACACAGCCUUUUUUUUACAGAAAAGGCAGAGUUUACAUUUAUCAGUCUGUAAGGACAGUCUAUAUUCACCAGAACCACUACAUUAUGCUACAGCGAUUCUGGUGCUUAGACCCUGCAGCUAUAGUUUCAGAUAUUACCUACAUGUUGUUGAUGGAACUGGUACUUAAUAAAGUUUAAAAUAUGGCAUACAUAGCACUUUUAAAAAGUAGACAGAUCAGAAAAAUAUAUAUAACUGAAUUUCCACCAAUAUUUGCAUGUAUGCAAUGAUUUGAAAAGGACUAUUCACCUGUAUAUCUUAAUUUUGACUUUGAAAAGUCCCCCUUGGGCACAGAAACUUGAGAAAUCCUUUUCCCACAACUAUUCAAGAGGUUGACACACAAAUUACUGAGCACAGACAGACAUUGUGUUUCCAAAUUCAUCCUGCAGUUCUACAAUGGACACUGUUUCAAACACAGGGUUUAUUUUUAAGCCAUAGCACAGGUUGUGAUCCAAAAGGAUACACAAUAAUAACAUGAGAUUUGAAUAGAAUGUUUAGCAACAAGCUAGUUAUUUAUUAAGCUGAGUUAUAUAUAAUAUAUAGCCCUUUGACCAUGUCAAGGACGAAAUAGUUUUGAAAUGUAAAUGCUAGCAACAAAACAUAACUCAUACUGAAUACCAGGAACAAUGUGGGUGGAAGGGGACAUGGAUUACGCAAACAGUUCAGCGUCUCUAAAUAGGUGCGGAAACAAUCAAAGGAUUUUCAGUGAAUGGAAUUUGCAAAGCAAAAUACUCCAAAAUUUAAAAUUUUUUGAUCAUAAUGAUACAUCUAACCCGUGAUCUAACUUCUAGCUUUUUGUCCAUCUGUACAAAAGGUAAUAUGCAUUUUAAAUCACGUUAAAUCACCUAUAUUUAGUACGAUAAUAUCACAUUUGUUUGUAGGGAUCUACUAUUUCAUUACAGUACUUUACAGGGAAAAAGAAGAGACCAGCUAUUCACACACUCAAAUGAAAGAUGAAGAUAGGCCUUCUCCAGGACCUCCUGGAUCAAAUCAAUAUGAAAUUGGCUACAGAUUAGCUUGAGAGUUCUUCAGACUUAUUAGAAACUUCAAUCCAUUUAAUCACAGUUUGUCAUGUGCAUGUGUUUAAAUGGAUAUGGAUAUUUCAUGUUACAGCAUAUUAUGCUUGGACCUCGGACAUUAUGUAAAUUGCACAUUUAAUGCUUAUUAUAAUUGUUGUGUAUUUCAGUAUUUCAAGAUGUCUCACAGUUCAGCUCAGGGCAGCAUUGGCAGUCACUCAACUGUGGGUCUGCAGAAUUACAAGGUAAAUAGAAAUUAAUAAUAAUGGAAGUGGUACUCUAUUAGUGCAGACUUUCCUAAUGAAAGAUGCAUCCAAGUUCUCUGAGGUGCAUACAACCAACUCUCCUUAUUGUGUAUGUGUAUAUAACACUUCCAAACCUCCCAAGUAUCCCUCGUUAGGCCAAAUCAUUCUGUUCCUCUUUUUUCGGUUCUAAUGGCCAUCAUUUCUAAAAGUUCCAAUUCCAAUUAGUGUGUUACAAUGAUAUAACAUGAAUGUGGACAUUUAAUUCUGGCACAUGGCUUCAAAGAUAAUUUUUUGAAGACCCUAUCAAACAUCACUGGACCUUAAUGUUUGAGAACUUGUGAUUACGAAGUGAAAUCUAUAUAAAUAUGUUGCGUUAAUCCUACAGCUUAUCUGCUAUGAAUAUGAAAACUUCCAAGGCCGCAAAGUGGAGUUCAACUCUGAAUGCCGUAACCUGUGUGAUCGUGGCUUUGACCAGGUGAAGUCCAUCAGAGUGGAGUCAGGACCGUAAGUAUCUUUAGAUGUUAGUGAAAUAUACUAUUUCAAAAAUAACAUGGCAGUCAUAUUGCAGAGAAAGUUGGAAUAAAAUCUAAAUAUGAAUCUGUGUAAGAUGUAUGAAUCUUUUUUCCGAUAAUGGGACAUACUCCAACUUAGCACACAUGUAGGUCAUACAUGCUAUACUAGCAGUAAGUCAGAUUUUGCUCACAAUGUGCUCUUUAUCUUGCUUCCUUUUGUAGCUGGGUUGCAUUCGAGCAGAAAGAUUUUAGUGGAGAGAUGUUCAUCAUGGAGAAAGGAGAAUAUCCUCGUUGGGACUCCUGGUCUAACUGUUUCCGUGCUGACAGGAUAAUGUCUUUGAGGCCAGUUCGUAUGGUAAGAAAUAGGCAAUGAUUUUUUGUAACAUGAAUGAAGCAUGCAUCGGUCAAACAUUUAUUUCCUUGGAGUUCCUUGUGAACUUACAAAUGAGACAGUAGCAUGGACCAAAGGCCCAGUCAUGAGAUGGACACAUGCAUACCAUAUGGACCACAAGUCACAGACUAACAUUUGUGUCUAGAAAGAGUCCUCCUUAGGUUAUCGGUAAUGUUUUAUAUUAAGCGCACUGCGAUCCUGCAUCGAUUCCAUCAUCCUCAAUCUAAUGACAGUGAAACCUGCAAGACCAGAGAGAUGUUCUGAACUGUUGACAUCAAUGUUUUCAAGUAAACUUGCGGUUAUUUGUUUAUAGAUGUAAUUAUUUAAAUAUUUAAUUUCUCUGUUUCAAAUGGUAUGCACUAUGAGUAUCUUUAAACCUUGUCAAUAUACAGAAGCAAUGUUCUAGGGGCUAUUAAAAAUAUAAGUUCUUUUUUUUUUAUUUACAUUACAAUAAUUUACUUAUGCUUCUGCGUACUAAAAAGAAAUUUGGAGGAACUUAUCCAUGGAAAUAGGACAUCGCCGAGUAUUUACCAUAUGGUUCUAGAUCCGAACUUUUUAUUGUAUAUUGUGUAUAUAUAAGAAGAAUUAUACUGGUUUAAGGGCCUAUUGGUGAGGAUAAAUAAUUAAUUCUGCAGGUACAAGACUCCACACAUUGACAACUAACCUUGGCAAAAAUAUGAUGGAAAAAAUAGAUGAAAAAGUUGUAUGUGGGAUGCAAGUUAUCUCAGCUACAUUAUUACAUGCAAGUAUAUGGCAGUUGAAAAUCCAUGUUACUGCACUUAGUAACCAUGUUACUUAGAAAUUUGUACAUUGACCAUUUACAACACAGAAUAUACAUACAGCAAUUAUUCAUUAUUAUUAAUGUAUGGAAUGAAUCAAUCAUCAUACGUUAAAAUUGAUGGCUUCCUGUAAGCACGUUGUGCUAUAGAAUGCUGUGCAUUAAUGAUUAGUUAAUAGGUCCCAUACAUUAUUUUAUUACUGGAAAUGAGUCAGUGGCUCCUAUACCAUGAACUGUGUGACACCAAGUCUUUCAUAACUGCAGUCAUAUGAAUUAAAAUUAUUUUUUUUUUUGAUCGAUUAUUAUUGUUGUAUUAUAUAUUUGUUCAACCAAUAGGACACUCAGGAUUACAAGAUCUCUCUUUACGAAUGUGUGAACUUCGAGGGAAGGAAGAUGGAGGUCUGUGAUGAGGAUAUUCCCAGCCUAUGGUCCUAUGGAUUCCAGGAUAGAGUAGCCAGUAUCCAAGUUGUUGGAGGAACGUAAGUAUUUAAAUAUCAAACACCCAUUCUCUAAUAUUUAUUUAAGAGAUCCAUUUCAUGUUAGGCUUGUUGUGCUUGUUUUAUGCAGCAGAGGAAGAAUUAAGACUUUGGUUUUCAUUAAAUAUUCAUGAGAAUACUUUUGAUUGCUACUGACUUAAUGAAAUAGUGUAUAUUUUUGGAGACAAUCUUAGAAAUUGUCUAAAUACUGAAAUAAUAUUUUAAGCUAUUUUAAUACAGUUCAUGCGAGCUCCAGCUUGUGCAUAUUACAUUGUGGGACAAAGUUCUUUUUGUGGACCAGGCACCAUGGAAAUCAGUAGAAUGCUCCUGCUGAUAGUACCACUUAGAACUUUUUUUGGACUGUAAUUAUUUUACAUGCAAAUCUCUCCUACAGUGUCAUCCCUUGUCUAAAUACUGCAGAAUAUGUUGUGGUUUUAAAAGAAAACUAAUAAUUAAAAUAAAAUAUAGGAUAUAAAACUAACUAGGCAUUUUUAGCGAUGUGAUUGAAAUACUUUAAGACAAAGCAACAAACGUUUAGCCCUUCAGCUGUUGUGGUACUAUGAUCUUCACUUAUCCAUAAGCAUAGAGGAUUGUGGGAAUUGGGAAAAAACUAUCCCUGAUAUGUUGUCAUGGGAGAUUUAAAUAGCUGAGAUAUGUUAAGUAAGGUCUAUGAGACUUUGCUUAGUUUGAUCUGACAUAUAACUCUCUUUCUACAGAUGGGUUGGGUACCAGUACCCUGGAUACAGAGGAUACCAGUAUCUGAUGGAAUAUGGACCAUACAAACAUUGGAACAACUGGGGUGCCAAUCAGCCUCAGAUUCAGUCUAUCCGCCGGGUCAAAGACAUGCAAUGGUACAAGAGAGGGAACUUUGAAGUUGGUAACUAGAAAGGCAUAGAGAAUAUGACACAGAACCUAAAUGGCACAAUAAAGGGACUUGUUUCUUUAAUUUUUGAAUUUUCUUUUUAACCAUCCUCAGUUUAUUGGUGAGAGAGACGGUGGUAAAAUAUUUUCAUACUGUUUUUACCCAUAAGUUUACAUAUUUAUUGAAUCUUUUUGACUUUUCAGACAUUUAGUUGUCCUCAAAUGAUCCUUGGGCCAGAAAUGUUUCACUUGUUACUAUGUUCAACCACUGGUUACCAGUGUUUACAUUGCUGCUUUUUCCAUUCAGUUUAAUGGAAUAUCUCAGGCACCUAGCAGUAUGACCUUCUGAAAACACAGAGGCUCAAAAUACUUGGCUUUGUCUGUAAACAAAAAGUAGAGCUCAGUAAUACUUUUCAUUGUUUGUCCUUGCAUUUCUGCCUGGAUUAUUUGCUACAAACUAAACUAGUUCCAAGUCUUUUAAAGUCCAGGCCAGUGGUCUGAACCCCAGGGAUUAAAGAAUAGCACUGGUUUGCUUUCAGAUCCUUGUUGCGUAGACAUAAUGACAGUUUGAGAUGAUGGGCAUAUCAAAUAUAGAGAUUUAAGGGACAGAAACAGGGACCUGGACAGAUUUCAUAACGUUCCCGAAAAAUGGCUGCCAUAUGUCUUUAUCAAAUUGCUCAGUCAAGGUUGAUGUUGUUUCAAAGUAUCCAUAUAAAAAAAACAAAAAAAACAAACAAAGGAUUAUGUUGAUGAUAUAGUGGUUCCUCUAACAUUGUUCCUACAUGGUUUGUGUCCUUGAAUAGUUUAAGAUAACUUUGUUUUAUGUAACUAUUCACAACACAGAUCUGUUACGAUGUGUGUUGCCGAGCCCCACCACUUACAACAACAUCAUCAACUGAGCUUCAGUCGAACACGCUAGCUGAAAUUGCCUGGUUCUUGUUUCUAUUUUACAGGGACAAAAUGGAACUUUUUAAUCUCUCCUGAGUUUAUUGUUCCAAUUCUAUGUUCACCUUGUGAACUACGCAACUUUGUGAACUCAGAUUUCAGCAAAAAAUAAAAGAAUAUGCAGCCUUUUAUAAUGAAGGAGUCGGGGCUCUCUCUAGGACAGUGAAAGGAUAAAAGGAUUUAGCGAUGAUGAGAACUAGCUGGCAAUCCUGUUUUGUUGAUGCUAGAAGAAUUUAAGACAUUAUACAUUUGUUACCAUUUCUAAUUACUAGAAAUAGGCAGAGAAGUCAAAAUAUUCCAACAUGGGGGCUGCUAGUUGGCAUUGCAUUAGCGAUGCUAAAUGUAUAUCUUCAAACCCUAGUCUGUUACAUAGUAUGACAGACAGUAAUAUUAAUGCCCAAAAUAAUGUCCAAUAUAUUAUAUAAGAACUCCCUCUCUCUCCCUUGUGAACAGGUCUGAAAUUUGCCUUUAAAGCAGUGGUACCCAACUUUGACUGCCCUCCAGCUAUUAUUGGAUAAUUACAAAAUUGCAAUUGAAUUGUGGGAAUUGUAGUCAAAUAGCAGCUGAAGGCCAAAGUUUGUGCACCUCUCCUUUAGAGGAUGGGAACAUUUUUAUGGUCACCGUCUGCUUUCUCAGGGAAACAAGUCUUGUUUUAAUACACACAAACCUCAGCGACUGAUUGCGCAACAUGAAACUGUUCAUUGUUCCUUUUCAAUACAUUGUCCAUCCAAUUGCAGCUUGCCUAUCCAUCAGUACGUGUGUCAAACUCUUUGCAGUAAAACUACAAAUAAAAUGUAAUCCACCAUAUUG